UUUUUCUUUCCUGUUCAUCCACCAACCAUGAGCGAUCCAGAAAGUUACCGACUCCACAAACUGAUGUCUCUCAGAAGACAGAGUUUGAUGCUGCGGAACAUCUGCAGAGAUGUUCAAUUUUUACAAAUAAGAAGCUGCGAAGAAAAGAACCGACUGAUGAAGCUCGCAGAGACAAAUUGUUCAAAUCCAGUCGUUUUGAAGUGGCUGAGAGAAAACUCCUUCACCAAACUGGUAGAGAUGUUCAACUUCUUUAAAAAACACAUAGAUGAGGAGGAGAAGAAGGACCACAGCGACACUGUGGACAUCACCUUCAUGGCUCAUGGAUCAAUCAGAGACUUCAUGAUGCCAGCCAGCUGUCUGCUGCCUCUGGCCUCCAUCAGAGACGUGGUUCUUUAUGCUCCCUGGAACUGUGUCACCAGUGGGUUAGCAUAUGCCAUCGCCACAGGACGGCUGCAGCCUCACCACAGAAUCUUCUACUGCACCAAGAAGGAUGGAUGUCCAGUUCCUGAUGAAAAACAUCAACCUGCAAAACUACCGGACCGCUGGAACUCAAUGAGUCAGGCUGGAGACCAGAUGAUCCCAAAUAUCACAGUUAGUCCUCUACGAUCAGACGAUAGUGUUUGGAAGAACUUUGAGUCUCUCACCAAACAAUACGGUCCUGUUGGGAGAAAUCGGAUCGUCAUUCCUUUUGUCCUCCCAGGAAAAGAAACAGAGAGCGUCCCGUUCUCUGUGGUCACCUUGGCCCUGUCUCUGGUUCUGCUGGAGUCCAGGUUCAAAGCCACCGUCCACCUGAAUGCCUGUCUAACUGACCACUCUACUGUUCGUAAGUUUGACAGGGAAUAUCUGGAGAAGCAGUACGCCUGUGCUGUUGAUGGGACUGGAAUGAAAGGUUCUAAUUACAUCUUCAGUGUAGCAUGGAUAGAAAAGAUGAUGCAUAAGUUAUAUUAGCAGUUCAUUUUGUUAAAAAUGUGUUCUCUCAAUCUAAAUGUAGGGAUGUAUAAAUUAUAAUAUCUACAUGAAGAUGAAGCUCCUCCCACAGGUACCAGAUCUCUGGGUUUUAUGCAUAUUAGUUUGUAUUACAUCAAAUGUCUCAUAUCACACUAUAUAUACCAAAACAACUGGAGCAUUAAAAAAUAUUUUGUUUAUUGGCUUCACAUUCUGCUUUCACACGUCACAGCUAAAUGGUAAUGCUGCAGAAAGCCAUUUUCUUCCAAUCCACAGGCGAUCAGCCCAACUCUGAAGUCAGAAAGUCAACAGACUCUCAUGUGAUGCUGUGUUGAAUCUUAUAAAACAACUGUUUGUAAUUUGAUAAUAGCUUGUAAACCAAUCGCACAUUUGGGGAAGGGAGGGACUUUGUGCCACUAUGUGUAUGCUAUAAUUUCUGUCAAUAAAUGAGAAAUUUGCGUAUUGCAGGCACUUUGUGUGGUUUCUCUCUCUACAGUGACAUUUUAUGAACAGUCAAGAACUGUAAGGCAGCUAAUUUAGAUUAUCACUCCUGUGUUAGGAUGCAGAGGGGAAAAUAAGACACUCGACUUGUCUGAGAUUGUCACAGCAAUCUGGUUGACGACCAGCUU
Messenger RNA from Poeciliopsis prolifica (blackstripe livebearer), 1574 nucleotides. RefSeq lists its product as uncharacterized. Lineage: Eukaryota; Metazoa; Chordata; Actinopteri; Cyprinodontiformes; Poeciliidae. The record is from RefSeq and is a predicted model, not a curated record. The transcript has 2 exons. The coding region runs from base 28 to 948 and encodes 306 amino acids.